GAGAGUGGUUUCAUUUUAAGGUUUGGCUCUGCACAGGCAGCUACAGAGACUGGUUUCAUUCCUAGCAGAAACACAUACUCUGAGAGUAAGAGCCAGCUACAGAAACUGGUUUCAUAUGUAGCUGACACACAGCACAGCCAACUACAGAGAGUGGUUUCAUUUUUAGCUGACACACUUGCACAAGCAGCUCAGCUAUAGAGACUGGUUUCAUUUCUAAAUGACAGGCUGCACAGCCAACUACAGAGACUGGUUUCAUUUCUAGCAGAGAUAUAUAAAAGCGUGUCACAGAGCCUCUAGGUUCCAUAUUUUGCCGAGACACUGCACAGACAGCUACAGAAGGUGGUCUCUAGGAGGAUUUUUGAGAACUUGAGGAUUAUGCCUUACUGCUACUCUCGUCUGCUGGCCCAGCAUCCCUAUGUGGUGGUUAUCCUGGGCUUUGUGGUGACAGCAUCUUGCCUAGCAGUGGUAGUAACCAUAGCAAAUAAACCAAACUUCUCUGAUCCCAAAGCAGGCUUUGAGCCACGUGGUACAGAGAUCAGUGCCCGUGCUAUCAGUUGGCAGCAGUUAGUAGAUGCCACAGGUCUGGAUGCAGAGUCCACUCUCACUCCGUUUCCACGCCUCACAAUACAAGACCCCAGCAGCCAUUUUCAUUCUGUAAGUGGAGGAUAUAAAAACACAUCCCGCAGCAGGCGCUCAGGAAGGGACCAUGGCCAAACAUCCUCUCUGACCUUCUGUGAUGACCCUAGGAAGGAGUACGCUCAUUUUGCCUACCGCAGUGUAUCAGGAGAGUCUCUGUUCACGUCUCACAGCAUCCAUGCCAUGUGUCACCUGGAGGAGCACCUGGUUCAGCUCCAGGCCGACUUUGUCCACAACUGUGUCAAGCAAGACACCCAGGAGAAGGAGGAGGACUGCUGCUUCAGCUGGACCCUGGGGAAUUAUAUUGCACUGCUCAGUGAAAAACCCUCCUGCUACGAUGUGACCCAAGAUGAUAUCAUUGCAGUUCUGAGUACUCUCCAGAGGUGUGCUGGGUUCUUCAAGAACGCCACUCUGACCUCCGACUGUGCCAGCAGGCAAGAGCUCCACUGUCAGGACCUGCCACCCGAGUGCACUGCCAACAAUGCCGUCUAUCAACUUUUCCAUUUUAUUUUAGAUAGAGACUUUUCGACAGCCAUUCUACAAAACCAAAGUGAGAUUCCAACAUUGAAGUAUGUCAUGACUUUUCUCCCCGUAGCAAGAGGACCAAAUCUGAUGCAGUUGUAUAAAAAGAUGGAAAGAUCAGAAACCUCUAUGGGUGACGUGGAGGUGUUUGCUAUAGAUUUUGGCAUCAAGUAUGCCAUGUUUGACAACUACUUGGUAACAGAUACUCUCUACCUGGGUCUGGCAUCCCUGGUGAUCUUCCUGGUGCUAUGGUUGUACACAUCUUCAAUUUUCAUCACUUUCAUGACUCUCAUCACCAUCAUCAUCACUCUCCUCAUCUCAUACUUCAUCUAUACUAUUGUAUUUGACAUCCAGUUCUUCCCCUUCAUGAACUUGCUGACUGUAGUGAUACUUCUAGGCAUAGGUGCCGAUGAUCUGCUCAUCUACAGCAAAAUAUGGAUCAUGUCCAAAUCUGAGAAAAAUAAUGGAACGCUGGAGAAGAUAGUCAAAGACACACUGCAUCAUGCAUCUGUGUCAAUGUUUGUGACUAGUCUGACUACAGCGGGUGCUUUCUAUGCAAGUUAUGUCAGUAACAUCACAGCUAUCAGGUGUUUUGCCAUCUAUGCUGGAACAUCAAUUCUUAUUGCAUUUUUUCUCAUGGUCACUAUAAUCCCAGCAUGUAUUGUUAUUCAUGAAAAAUGGAUGUCAGACUGUUGGUCUUGCUAUGAUCCCGAUGCGUAUAUGCCCAAAAAGACAGUUUGUUAUUAUUUGUGCCGAAUACCGUACAAAGUACAUUAUUUGAUCACCGAUUGGUCAAGAAUAUUUUUUGAAAAGCUUUUACCAUGUAUUGUUGUCAAGUUGCGCUAUUUUUGGAUUGUUAUAUUUACCGGAUUUGGUAUAUGUGGUAUUGUUGUGAUUUUCUACAAACCAAAACUGCGGAUACCCUCCACAGCAGAGUUUCAUGUAUUCUCUGCAGACAACCCAAUGGAGAUUUACGACACACACGUCAAACAGAAAUUUUGGUUUGAAACAUCAGACCUUAAUCAUAUUUCAAACAUGCCUUUAACAUUUGUGUGGGGUGUUGUCCCAAAAGACAAUGGGAACAGGCUAGAUCCUCAUGAUAGAGGCUCCCUUGAAUAUGACAAAACUUUUAACCCAGCUACUCCUGUUGCUCAAAGAUGGCUGCUCCAAUUCUGUAGGAAGCUGAGGGAGACCACAUUCUACCAGGGGUUUGGCUUUGAGAUAAUGAAUUGCUUUAGUGAACAGUUCCAUGGGCAGUUGUUCAUGGAGAGACCUUGUACUGGAGACCUGGGUGAGAGCCAUGUUCCUUGCUGUAGUGAAACCAUAUUCCCUUAUCCAGAUGAGGUGUACAUCGACUGUGUCAACCAGUACAUGGACACAAUGAGAGGAGAUCCAGUUUACUCUCGCCUCUACAGCAAAGCUGUCCCUGGACCCAGAUAUGAAAAGGGCAACCCUCGAAUGAAGGCAUUAAUCAUCGAAUUCAAUGGAAACACACCUUAUUCAUUUUCAUACUCUUCUAUCAAUAGUUUUUAUAACAAUGUUUCUGACUGGUUCAGAAAACAGAUGGAGUCUGCUCCUGUAGAAAUGAGUGGAGGGUAUUUUACCAGUGACUUACAGUUUUAUGAUCUUCAGGACAGUUUGUCCAAUGGUAUACCGAAGACUUUAAUUAUAUCUCUCUCAAUAGCAACUGCUGUGAUGUUUCUUACUACACUUAAUAUACUGAUCACUGUUUAUGCUUUGAUUAGCAUUAUAUGGACCAUCUCCAUGAGCCUGGGAAUCCUGGUUCUUCUGGGGUGGGAGCUGAAUAUAUUAGAAUCUCUUACAGUAUCUAUAGCUGUGGGUUUAUCAAUAGACUAUACCCUUCACUAUGGGGUGUCCUACAGACUGGCAGGCGAGAUGGAGAGGGAGUUGAGAGUAGUUUACUCUCUGGCACAGAUGGGUCCUCCUCUCUCCAUGGCCGCCUGCACCAGUUUCCUGGCUGGAGGCUUGAUGCUGCCCUCCACUGUCCUGGCAUACAAGCAGAUAGGAACCUUUCUCAUGGUGAUCAUGUCCUCCAGCUGGUUGUGCUCAACCCUUUUCUUCCAGUCAGUAUUGCGUGCCGUAGGUCCACAGGGAAACUUUGGUCAGUUCCGCUGUCCAGAUGUCCAGUGCUGCAGCUCGGGAAUACCACAUCCUCAGCACAAAGACAAGACCCGUUAUCUUCAGGUAGGCUCUCCACAGCACUCCAGCACCAAUCCUACUAGUACCUCAGAGACCCAUGAGAUGGAGCCACUUACAUGGAAGAGUCAUCAAUCCCAGCAUGCACCCAGUCCUCGCCUAGCAACACACACCUCUACAGGCUACAUUAGCCCCAAGUUACUCACUGUGAAACAGUGCCAGGAGCAAGCAGCCGGGAGGGUAGCAAGGAGUCGACGAACCAUGGAUGAUGAUAAAAAUGGAAAGAAGGCCUAUAGUAUAAAUAAAAAUUUACUUAUUCAGACAAACUCACCAAAACCAAAGAUUAGUGUUAAAGUGUUGAAUCCAAACGGUUCUUUUGAGACUAGAGUUCAGGACAGUGUUUGAUGUCUAUUAAAUGUAUCACACUGAAAAUAAUAAUGUUAAUACUCAGGAAAAGGCUGUUUUAUUUGAUCAUAACCAGUCAUUCUCUACUUUCAUGUGUUAAAAAGAUGACUAUUCAAGGGAUUUCUUUUGUAUUGCGAUAGCUUUAAAAAGUAGAGUAUUGCUUACCAUUGAAGUGAGUUGCAAUAAUAAUGAUGAAAGGCUUCUUAUUCCACAUUUUACUUGAGGUGUUCAGUCUGUUUUAUAGUUACCUUACAGAAAGUUAUGUAGAAUAAUGAAUCCUGCAUGUAGGAAGAAUAGAAGGUAAUUGGCCAUUACCUAUUAUUGCACCCAUCCCAGAGAAGAUAAGUUUUUAUUUAAAAACAUGAAAAAAAUCAUGGUUUAGAUAUUUUGAUUUUUUCAUUUUGUAAUCUUGAAUUUCGCCAAAAAUGUUAUUUUCAGUAUGUAUUAACCAAAGGAUGGACAUUGUACCUUGUGCCAUUACUAAGGAAUAUAGCAUACUGUUUGUGCUUUAUUCAUUUUUAAGUAGUAUAAGAUUAACAAUUGAUCUGCUGCAAAUGCCAUGUCAUAAAUUAUGAAGAAUUGUUAGUUCUUGGGUAGGUUUUGUAGUUUUUCUAACUGUAUUAUGAUUAUUUAACAGUUAGAACCAUUUGUAAUCAGCUGGCCUGAGUAAAGACUUUAAGUGCUUUUUAAAAAUGUUUAUCAAAACCAUAAGAAAGUUACAUUUAUCAACCGACAGGCCUUUUUUUUUCACAAGGAAGGUAUUUUAGCCUAUAUUUUAUGCCCAGCCUUUAUUACUGGAUAACAGUAUUUUUAAGUUGAUAAUCUUAAACUUACAAGCCUUAAAAAGGAUAAUACGUCUAUUUAUUACUGUGGUACAUGUAGUAAUGAUAGCAGUGCUGAUACCUUAUUGGCUUGUGGCGUUCCAUGAUGGCAAUACCACAUGAAAUAUAAACUUAAUCAAAUUUGA
Molecule: messenger RNA, 4687 nt
Organism: Lingula anatina
Lineage: Eukaryota; Metazoa; Brachiopoda; Lingulata; Lingulida; Lingulidae
Product: protein dispatched homolog 1
Biological process (GO): smoothened signaling pathway
Cellular component (GO): membrane
Molecular function (GO): transmembrane transporter activity
Source: RefSeq, a predicted model, not a curated record